AUGCUAAUCCGUUUCACAGUUUGCCUCCUAGGCGCAGCUUUUCUGGAUGUUGACUGGGAGGCGAGAGGAACCGAUAUAUUCGAUUCUACAGCAUUGAAGUGCAUCGAUUUGGUCCUCGGUACAUUUUCACUUGUUCUGCUGCUGUUCUCAGUUGUUUCUGAACUGGCCUCUGAGAGGCGACUGUUUAUCGAAGACGUAAUGCUACUGAUACCCCUUUCGGCACUUCCAGUCGUUUUGCAUACUUUGGCUUUCCUCGGCAAGGGCAAGGACAUUGGCUAUUUUGCCCAAAACUACUUUUACAUUGGAUGGCCUCUACUCCUUGUGCUCACUAUCUUUCGUUACUUUCGGGUUCUUGGGCGGCGGGCUCUUCUCGCUGAUACAGUGAAGCGGAAUCACCAAACCACGAGAUCAAUUGACUUCAUAUGGACAACUAAAACAACUCAGGAUGACGAGUGGUUGAUGGACGAGCUGUCAAAAAGUGUCGGGAGGUCCAAGUAUGUACGACUUCAUCGGUACAUCGCGGAGGAAGCGCGAAAAGAUGUGGAACAUGGGGAGAGAAGUCAUGACCACCAUACAAACAUGUUUCAAGAGCGGGCUACCCUCUGCACGGAAACCUUGGGUACUCCGGACUGGCAUGAAAUCUUUGCGCAGUUCACAUCGAGUAUGAGGAACGGGACAACGACGGGGAUCUUCUUCUGUGGACCCCCCAAAAUUGCUGCAGCUGUCAAGGAAGCUGCUAUGGAAUCUAUGCUGGACUCCCGGUACCGAGGACUCUCUAACAGAGCGCAGGUGAAGCAAACUCCUGGACUCCACUCUCAAUUCUUUUCACACGAUAAGGUAAACUCAGUCACAGAUUCCUUGACGCGCUCGUUCAACGUGCGCUAUGUCUUCAGAGCGGAGACAUUCUGA
Messenger RNA from Chondrus crispus (carragheen), 909 nucleotides. RefSeq lists its product as hypothetical. The transcript has a single exon. The record is from RefSeq and is a predicted model, not a curated record. The coding region runs from base 1 to 909 and encodes 302 amino acids. Gene Ontology annotation, molecular function: oxidoreductase activity. Lineage: Eukaryota; Rhodophyta; Florideophyceae; Gigartinales; Gigartinaceae.